Miscanthus lutarioriparius is the source of this 627-nucleotide messenger RNA. The record is from the annotation of a GenBank genome assembly. Lineage: Eukaryota; Viridiplantae; Streptophyta; Magnoliopsida; Poales; Poaceae.
AUGGAAGGUGUCGUUGUCAGGAGGGUCAUCCCUUCGGAUAACAGUUGCCUCUUCAAUGCUGUGGGCUACGUUAUGGAGCACAACCGGAAUAAGGCUUCUGAGCUCAGACAGGUCAUAGCAGCAACAGUUGCUAGUGAUCCCGAGAAAUACAAUGAAGCAUUUCUUGGCAAACCAAAUGAAGCAUAUUGUGCUUGGAUUUUGGAUCCUGAAAAGUGGGGAGGAGCCAUUGAACUUUCUAUUCUAUCCGAAUAUUACGGGCGUGAAAUUGCGGCAUAUGACAUUCAGACCACCCGCUGUGAUCUCUAUGGUCAGGAGAAGAAUUAUAGUGAAAGGGCCAUUCUCAUUUAUGAUGGAUUGCAUUACGAUGCUCUCGCUAUGUCUCCAGCUGAAGGAGCACCAGAAGAAUUUGACCAGACAAUCUUCCCUGUCAAUCAUAACCGUUCCAUUGGUCCAGCAGAAGGCCUUGCCCUCAACUUAGUGAGGGAGGCGCAAAGGAAGAGGAGCUAUACUGACACUGCAAACUUCACUCUGCGCUGUGGGGUGUGCCAGAUCGGCGUUAUCGGUCAAAAGGAGGCUGUCGAACAUGCGCAAGCCACUGGCCAUGUUAACUUCCAAGAAUACAAAUGA